GAUAUGACAAACGCCUUUGGGAGCUCGGGCUGGUCCGAAUUAGAGAUCACUAUUGCUCACUCCACCUCGGAGGAGAACCGCGCCCUCUGUCAGCAACGUUACGAGAAUAGCAUGGUUGAAUUAACUGCGGAAGAGGGCCCCCUGUUGGUCAAGCCGUUCCAGGGCGGCGUCAUGGGGGGGCCCUUCACUGUGGCCGCGUUCCUAGGUACUUUUUCUCGGGCCACGCUCCAGUGGGCUUAUCAGUGGAGUCGAUCAGACUCGAUGUCCCGCUUCUUGGUGGCGAAAUGGCAGGAUUUCCAGAGUGGCCUCAGUUUGCUAAUAUACGCAGAUGUUGUAAACAAAACAGCAGUGGCCUCCGACGAGAUGGCCCUGGGGGACUUAGUCGGGAAGGUUCAUGAGAUGGACGAGAUUUUCGAUUCGGUGUUGCAGCCGUUCGGGUACGUUCAGAACUUGAGGAAGCAAGAGUUUUUGACGUACUUCGCGUCCCAGGGAAAUCGCGCCCGACAGAUGGUUCGGAAAGGUAUCUCGGGCAUCCAGGGCACAAUCAAGGAUCGUGUGCGGUACCUGGGGCCCCACAUUCGGGUGCGUGACUCUAGUCAUCAGGAGGUCACUAGGAGAUGUUCGGCAGCGCGGACUGCAUUCUAUAGAGUUGGCGGCAUCUGGUCGCUGGCGAUCCCUUUUAAGCUGCGCAAGCUCUUGCUGGUGGGCAAUGUGCAGAAUGCCCUCCUCUCUGGCUUGGAAGCGUUUGUGCUCAGCAAGGCGGCGCCCCCGUGGCUGAGCCAGAUGACGCACGAUCUCGAGUGUGCCGCAGGUGUCGUCGAUAGCGAGGCGAUCGAUGUGCUGCUUCAUGACAUGAACGCGUUCAUAAUUAAAGAGAAGAUGGAGGAUUUUUGCAUGCUAGAUAUGGCUGUGCUCAGGGCUUCGAGGUUUCCUAUUGCCGUCUGA
Prorocentrum cordatum is the source of this 945-nucleotide messenger RNA. NCBI's taxonomy places the organism in Eukaryota, Dinophyceae, Prorocentrales, Prorocentraceae. The record is from the annotation of a GenBank genome assembly.